Pterocles gutturalis (yellow-throated sandgrouse) is the source of this 938-nucleotide messenger RNA. Its product is annotated as neurabin-1-like. The annotation marks the transcript as partial. Lineage: Eukaryota; Metazoa; Chordata; Aves; Pterocliformes; Pteroclidae. The record is from RefSeq and is a predicted model, not a curated record. Gene Ontology annotation, biological process: neuron projection development; calcium-mediated signaling; actin filament organization. Gene Ontology annotation, molecular function: actin filament binding. The transcript is spliced from 7 exons. Gene Ontology annotation, cellular component: dendrite; actin cytoskeleton; postsynaptic density.
GUUUGUAAUUGGACGAGAAAAACCGGGACAAGUGAGUGAGGUUGCACAGCUGAUUAGCCAAACUCUAGAACAAGAACGCCGCCAGAGAGAGCUGCUGGAGCAGCAUUAUGCACAAUAUGAUGCAGAUGAUGAUGAGACAGGGGAAUAUGCUACAGAUGAAGAAGAUGAAGACAUGGGGCCUGUCCUUCCAGGAGGUGACAUGGCUAUUGAAGUAUUCGAUCUCCCUGAAAAUGAUGACAUGUUCUCCCCCAGUGAUGUGGACACCAGCAAGCUUGCUCACAAAUUCAAAGAGGUUACACAGACUGAGUCAUUUUGCAAGCUAGACAUUUUAAUUUACAAUCUACUGCACUGCAGCACUCUUCAAGGCCUUCUGCUAUGUAAUAAGUUGCAAAUCAAACAUGCAGUUACAGAAGCUGAAAUUCAGAAGCUGAAGACGAAGCUGCAGGCUGCUGAGAAUGAGAAGGUGAAGUGGGAAUUGGAGAAGACCCAACUCCAGCAGAACAUUGAGGAGAAUAAGGAAAGGAUGAUGAAAUUAGAGAGUUAUUGGAUUGAGGCACAAACCCUGUGUCACACGGUGAAUGAGCACCUUAAGGAGACGCAAAGCCAGUAUCAGGCUCUGGAGAAGAAAUACAACAAGGCAAAGAAAUUAAUCAAGGAUUUUCAGCAAAAAGAACUUGACUUCAUCAAACGCCAGGAAGCUGAACGAAAGAAAAUAGAAGAAUUGGAGAAAGCACAUCUUGCAGAGGUUCAAGGCUUACAAGCUCGUAUACGAGACUUGGAAGCUGAAGUUUUCAGACUAAUGAAGCAAAAUGGGAGUCAGGUUAACAAUAACAACAAUAUUUUUGAAAGGCAGACAUCUUUUGGAGAAGUUUCUAGAGGAGAUCCAGUGGAGAAUCUGGACACUAAGCAGGUGUCCUGUCUGGAUGGUUUAAGUCAAG